ACCAAUAUGGAACACUCCCUGCAGUAUCUUGCUAGUGAGAGUUUUUCAUACAGCUGGUUGUUGAAUGAAAAACCUUCAUCUCUUGAUGGCCUUACAAAAUCCCUUAAUGAAGAUCAAAUAUUUUUGGCUUAUUCGAAGAGAUACUUGGAAUUAGAAUCCCAAAAUUUCAACUUUGAUAUCAGUCCUUUUUCUGACUCUUCUUUUACUCUUGUUCAUGCUGAUGAAAUAUUUUCAGAUGGACAUAUCAUGCCCUUGUAUAAAGAAACAGUAUGUAAUUUUGACACUUGUCCAAUAUCUUCAACUCCUCUCACACCCUUUUCUCCAUUUUCUACUAGAAAUAGAGAAGUUGAUUUUAUAAAGAAACAGAGGAAAACAUUUAGUAGAAUCUUGUUCAAGAAGUUUAAGUUCCUUUGGCUGUUCUGCAAAAGUUUAUGUAGUUCAAGAAAAUGUGCUAAAGUUGAUGACCUUGAGAGAAAAGUUUUGGAAAUUGAUUGGGCUGAAAAUGCAAAUAAGAAAAGAAAUGGCAGUAGAAAUAAGAGUAUUCAAAAAGUGAAAAGCUGGAGAAAUUCACCAGAGGCUUCUCCUAUUAGAAGUCCAUCUCAUAGUAUAGAAGUUUCACUUGAUAGGGAGAAUACAAUUUCUGAGGCAAUUCUGCAUUGUAAGAGAUCAUUUGGUAUGUUAAAAGAACCUGAGCUUUCAGAAAUGGGAUCUUUAUGAUUGAUUCCUUAAAAUCCAAGCCAAAGAAAAAAAGACAAGCUCGGUGCACAAAGCAUCUCGCAUUAGUAGGAUCAGGAAAAAUGUUGCACUCCAAGGGGCCAGAAAGUGCAACAAAUAUAAUGCUUAUGUGUGUACUUUAUCUUUUAUCCCAUUUCUCCGAUUGUGUAUAUCAAGAUUUCAUUCAUAUUUGGAUUUUGUACAUUCCAAAGUGGAAAAAGUCAUACUCCUCCAUCCAAAAAGGUUGUUUUUCUUUCCUUUUUAGUCUAUCGUAAAAAGAUUGACAUCUUUCUGUAUUUAAAAAUAAUGUAACUUUAUGAGGUGAUUUACGACCAUACAAAUAUCUAAUGCUUG
This is a messenger RNA of Lycium barbarum (goji berry), 1068 nucleotides long. RefSeq names its product probable membrane-associated kinase regulator 6. NCBI's taxonomy places the organism in Eukaryota, Viridiplantae, Streptophyta, Magnoliopsida, Solanales, Solanaceae. The transcript has a single exon. The record is from RefSeq and is a predicted model, not a curated record. The coding region runs from base 7 to 717 and encodes 236 amino acids.